This is a messenger RNA of Penicillium riverlandense, 675 nucleotides long. RefSeq names its product exonuclease/endonuclease/phosphatase family protein. The transcript has 2 exons. The coding region runs from base 1 to 675 and encodes 224 amino acids. The record is from RefSeq and is a predicted model, not a curated record. NCBI's taxonomy places the organism in Eukaryota, Fungi, Ascomycota, Eurotiomycetes, Eurotiales, Aspergillaceae. Gene Ontology annotation, molecular function: catalytic activity.
AUGCUUUGGGUCAAUAAAGAUAUAGAAGCGGAGCAAGUGGCUGUAGAAUCCCCGGAUCUGACGGCGGCGGUCAUCCGGCUCCCCGAGCGACUGAUUUUUAUGGCAUCAGCAGUCGCAAAGGUGCGGCGAGACACGGGCGCUGUGGUGGAGGUCAUGGUUGUGGGAGACUUUAACCGCCAUGAUCAACUCUGGGGAGGAGACGAGAUGUCCCUGGGAAGACAGGGCGAAGCGGAUCCAAUCAUUGACCUCAUGAACGAAUUUGCUCUUAGUAGCUUACUCAAACGAGGUACAAAGACAUGGCACGGCGGUGGACAGAGCGGGGACUGCGAGUCGACCAUCGACCUCGUCCUAGCCUCUGAUAAUUUGACAGACUCAAUGAUCAAGUGUGCGAUACAUGGGACAGAGCACGGCUCUGAUCACCGUGCCAUUGAGACUGUGUUCGAUGCACCGUGGUCAGCCCCGAAGCAUCAGGAACGACUUCUGCUGAAGAACGCACCAUGGAAAGAGAUCAAUGCCAGAAUCGCGAGUACUCUGACCGCCACUCCGUCGGGAGGCACGGUGCAGCAGAAGACGGACCGACUCAUGACGGCGGUUAGCGAGGCGGUGCAGGCUUUGACUCAUUUUCCUUUCAACAACAAGACUAGCGUCAUCCAUGUGACGGAUGUUGGAACCUAG